Messenger RNA from Oryctolagus cuniculus (rabbit), 1141 nucleotides. It is a transcript of the gene LAMTOR1, whose product is annotated as late endosomal/lysosomal adaptor, MAPK and MTOR activator 1. NCBI's taxonomy places the organism in Eukaryota, Metazoa, Chordata, Mammalia, Lagomorpha, Leporidae. Gene Ontology annotation, cellular component: lysosomal membrane; Ragulator complex; late endosome membrane. Gene Ontology annotation, biological process: endosomal transport; cholesterol homeostasis; positive regulation of TOR signaling. Gene Ontology annotation, molecular function: guanyl-nucleotide exchange factor activity; molecular adaptor activity. The record is from RefSeq and is a predicted model, not a curated record.
GCGGCAGUGAGACGGGGUAGGCGUGGGGAGGGCUGCCGGUGGUUGCCUGCGGGAGGCAGCUACGGGUCAUGUGACCGGAAGGGCUCCUGACGGACGCCGACCCUCCUCGGCUCGGCCUGAGCGCCCGGCCCGACCCCGGCCAUGGGGUGCUGCUACAGCAGCGAAAACGAAGACUCGGACCAGGAUCGAGAGGAGCGGAAGCUGCUGCUGGACCCUAGCAGCCCCCCCACCAAAGCCCUCAAUGGAGCUGAGCCCAACUACCACAGCCUGCCUUCCGCUCGCACAGAUGAGCAGGCCCUGCUCUCCUCCAUCCUCGCCAAGACAGCCAGCAACAUCAUCGAUGUGUCUGCCGCAGACUCCCAGGGCAUGGAGCAACAUGAGUACAUGGACCGGGCAAGGCAGUACAGCACCCGCUUGGCCGUGCUGAGCAGCAGCCUGACCCACUGGAAGAAGCUGCCACCGCUGCCGUCUCUAACCAGCCAGCCGCACCAAGUGCUGGCCAGCGAGCCCAUCCCCUUCUCCGACUUGCAGCAGGUCUCCAGGAUAGCUGCUUACGCCUACAGUGCACUUUCUCAGAUCCGUGUGGACGCAAAAGAGGAGCUGGUUGUACAGUUUGGGAUCCCGUGAAGAGAAGCAUCCUUGGACAGCUCUUCUCCUCUCUCCACCCCGCCUCCCCCAGCCCCCAGCCUCACUGCGGCUUAUACAGUACCCUAACCUGCUACUAAUCACGGAGAUGUGGACGAGGAGGAGGAGAGUGAGGCUGGAAGCCUGAGCAAGUGAGGACGGAGCAAGGGAGGGUGGAACCAUUUGGGACUGGCUUCAAAGCCCUAGCUAGGGGUGGAGUGGGGGCCAAAAGGACAGGUCCUCGCAGUCACUGGGAAGGUGGAGGUGCCACUGCGGGGGUGGUCACUGGGGCCCAAAGGGUCCCCCUCCCACCCUUCCUCUUGGCCUCAGAGUCACUCCUGUCCCCCUCUCCCUGACUUGGUGCUCACAUGCACCUCUAGGGUUUGUGACCAGGGUCUGGAUGAGCUUGAAUUUGAAUGAAUUGAGUUUGUCUUUCUAGCACCCUGGGUUUUUACAUGUUUGGUCUUUUUUCUUUUUGUUUUUGUUUGUCACCCUCGAUAAAGGAAAUGUAUUCAUC